This is a messenger RNA of Entamoeba invadens IP1, 687 nucleotides long. RefSeq lists its product as hypothetical. The record is from RefSeq and is a predicted model, not a curated record. Lineage: Eukaryota; Evosea; Mastigamoebida; Endamoebidae. The coding region runs from base 1 to 687 and encodes 228 amino acids. The transcript has a single exon.
AUGGCGUGUUGCCACAAGCACAACGAAGUGGAGUACCCGCCGGAUACCAUCGACGAACCAACGCGAAGCUCUCUACAGUGUUUAAGUGACACUUUUAAUUUUGAUGCAUUAGAAAUGGAGAUAGCGAAGAAUGAAGAGAUCGCGUUAGUGUUACUCAAAAACAAAUUUGUAGAGAAAGUGGUGGAAAGACUGGGUGAACGGACUUUGCCUUCUGUUGUGUUUGAUAAGUUUGUAGAACAAGCUAUUAAUAUGCUCUCGACUAUCGCGAAGACGAAAUAUGGGGUCUAUUUGUUACCAUCAAAUACGUUCUAUUGCUUCAUCCCAUUUGCUUUUGACUCGAAUGUUUCAAUGGAAUGUAUAUAUGCCAUUUUGAGUACAUUUUGUGAAUUGAUAAUUGACGAAGAAAGUGCACUGAUAAUAAUGAAUUACCAUAUCUUCCCUUUAGUAAUGAUUUGGCUUGAAUUUGGUAAUGAAAAGUGUAUUGAGAUUUGCUUACAAAUAUUAAACAAACUUUUUAGAGUACAAAAGAUUGUCGACUUCGCUUGCUCUUCUCAAGAAAAAAUCGACGAAUUUAUGAAAAUUAUUCAGCCAUUACAAAAGAAUUUAAACUACAGAAAAAUGGUUAAUACUCUUAUCUCGUCUCUUUCUAAAAACGAUCUCUUUUCUUCUCAGUCUCAAACCUUAUGA